Messenger RNA from Hyla sarda, 12119 nucleotides. RefSeq names its product nuclear factor of activated T cells 5 (gene NFAT5). The transcript has 13 exons. The record is from RefSeq and is a predicted model, not a curated record. NCBI's taxonomy places the organism in Eukaryota, Metazoa, Chordata, Amphibia, Anura, Hylidae. Gene Ontology annotation, cellular component: transcription regulator complex. Gene Ontology annotation, biological process: calcineurin-NFAT signaling cascade; regulation of transcription by RNA polymerase II; cytokine production. Bases 5463 to 9503 code for a protein of 1346 amino acids. Gene Ontology annotation, molecular function: DNA-binding transcription factor activity, RNA polymerase II-specific; RNA polymerase II cis-regulatory region sequence-specific DNA binding; transcription factor binding.
AAAUGCACCAUUAAUUGUUGUUUUUUUUUAGACUUUCUGCCCUUUUUGUUUUAUUUUUUUGGCUGGCGCAAAUGAACAGCGCUGUUAAAGUGGAGCGUGGCUUAUGUAACAACGUCCAGAAAGAAAGAAUGUAAGUGUCUGAGCAGAUCCUUAGUACUUUUAAGGAAACUCUGCUGAAGACAGGAUAAAAAUAACAGUUGGUUUAACAAUCUUAAAUAUAGUUUGUGAACAUUCACAUAUUUUCUCUCCAUUUGGGCUAACGGUAUAACAAUUACUAUAUUUUUCUGGCAACUUGUUAUGUUAGGAGCUUCCAGCAUGGGUAGAGCAUUUAUUGCAGUGCUGGACGUGGAGGAAUUGGUUGGCAGCCUGAGCGCUCCGCUUAUAAAUAAUUAUGUAAUCCUGUUACAUUACAUCCUAACUCCUCGUUGUUACACUAAUCGCCCCUUUCCUUUAUCCCUCCAAUCUCUGGAAACCAUUGCAAGCGUUUGUGCUCUCUGGUUAUUACUUUACAGUUAUAUUAUUAAUGGCCACCUGUUUAUGGAUUUUUUUUUUAUAUAUAUAAAAAAAAAAAAAAAUUCUGUUAUAGGAUUAAUUUAAUACAUAACAGCCAUAAGCAGCCUUCCCCCUUUAUUGUGUUGUAUCUGGUUUGUGGUCCCUGAUACUGAUAUGCAUGCAAUAUUCCCAGCAUGUUAUUAUAAACCUAGCACGAUAUAAUCCUACAUGCGCCUCAAUCCAGCUCCGUAUUUCACCAACCCUAUGAAAUGUUAUACUUUACAGCGCUGUUCAUUGACCUGCCACUGCCUUCAUAUCUGUGGUUUUAUUGUGUUAUUCCAGUAUGAUCCAGUGCAAUUCAUUUUUUCUUCUUUUAUUUUUUAAGUAAUCUACCAAAUUUCCAGUUGCACUUCCAUUUUUUUUUCCAGUAAACCCACAGAUUGCUGUUUGUCUAUUUUUUAUUGCUUGGUUACUUGUGUAUUGCUAUACAAAUAGCCCAAAUUCAUUACAUGGAAUAUACUGUCUGUUGCCUCACCGCUUUUCCGCUGAUCAAACCCACUUUUGUCGUAAGCUAAAAAUACUGCCUCUUGUUUAUAUUGGCUGCGGUUGGCGCUGGUAAUUAGAGAUUACUCUUAUCGCAUGCGGUUAUCACAGAAUGUGCACGGGGUGAUUAACCUACUAAAUAAGUCCUGACACUCCCGCCUUUCUACAUUGUGAUAGGGGGGGGGGGAUAAAAAGGUAUUCUAUUCUGUCUAAAAAUAAGUGUAGCUUUAUGCUCCAGACCUUAAUUUACCCGAAAGGAAAUGUUGACCUCGGCUGUAAGGUUCAUGAAAUGUAAACUUUUUCCUCUGUUGUUUUCUAAUAACAGAAGUGUUUUGGUAUACUUAGCCGCUUUUAUAUAAAUAUAUGGAGGAUAUAUUUUUACAUUGGGGGCUUCCUGCUGUUUAGAUCAGGGAACAUUUUAUUCCGGAAUAUUUUGUAAAAUUCCCACCUUCUUAAACAAUGCACCUGGAAUUAUAAUGUCUGCUAAAAAUCUUGGGCAGGCUAAAAUUAAAUAAGAAGCCUGAAACUGCUAAUGAAAAUUUCCCCUAAUACAAACAGAAAAACAUAAAGAAUUACAAAUAUAAAUGAUCUGGAGAUUAAAGUCACUGAGAUGUUGUCCACAUUUGGGAAGUUUGCUGUUACCUACUUGUCUUGUGAGUUUCGGGAUAAACUUUACUAGACCUCUCCCACACAGGUUAAUGAAAGGAUGGGAAAAUAGUUAGUUCUUGUAAAAGGAAUGACUAUAGUAGAAUGACUAUCAUCAGUAUGUUAAGCUGCAUAGGUUUGUGCAACAUGUGGGGUCUCCCGGAAUAUAGCCCUUUAGUAUUUAAAAUAUUAAAGGAUGCCUAAAGCUGAUGAGACAGAGACAAUUUUUUGUUUGUCAGUGCUCUCCUUUUUACUGUGUUUCGUUGUAUGGUGCUGUACAUACACACCCCUGCUGAGUUCCCAAGUCUAUAAAAUCCAUCCUGCUAUUCAGGAAACAGCCAGAAUACAAUCUUCACUUUUUUAUUCAUUCAUCAUUGAUUGUGGAAUGGUGACUUUGUACCAUAGCCUAAAGUUAUGACCCCAGAAAUCCCUGCCUUUUAUUGGGCCCAGAAAUUCUUAUAACAGGACACAUUGAUGGAAAAUAGCCUGAUAUGGACACUCCAUGACAACCACCCCACCCUAUUGCAUUCUUCUGUUGAGGACUAGGCUCCUCUUCCUGAAGUAGAAUGUCACCAUUUUUGGUAUCAUUAAGCUGUCUUAAGUCAUUCUUGUAUAGACAUAUUCUUUGUAAGAAUAUUGAGGUUAUGACUGAAAGUAAAUUGUUAUGAACUGCUGUAAAUCAUUUACCUCCCCCUAAUGGAAUUUAAGAAACUUAAAUUAUCCAAAUAGGAAGAAUUUCAAACAUUAGUUUUAUUGCUGUUGGUUCCCAGCAGAUUUAUGGAGCCCCUUUUUUCUGAAGAUUAGUAAAAUUUCCUUAAAAAAGAUAAGAUUCUCACAUUAACAUUUGGGUUGUAGCUUCAGUCAUUCAAAUAGAAGGAAGUCACAUCCUUAGAGUUUAGUUGAAAGUAGCAUUGCUGUAAUAGAAAUCCCUACACUAUAUAAAGCCUGUGGGGGUUUAAUACUCAUAGCGGCAAGGAUCAACAAGUAGAGCUGCACUGUAAAGAUUAAGGGACAGAAACUGAUACAGAUUUCAGACUACUUUAACGUUAGUGAUGGAAACGGUGCCCGAACAUCCAAGUCUGAAAAACAUAACCGAUAAACGGUGAUAUAUAAUAUUGAAGACCACUACUACCCCUAUGUUAAACAGAAACCUCAAGAGUAGGUCAAUUAAUUAAUUUUGCAGUCUUUUUUUAUUUUUACUCUUAAUAUGCCUGGGCCCAAUAAAUGUGAACUUUGUAUUCCAUUAUAAUUACUGCCACAACUGCAGCCAAUUGCAAGGCAAGGUGGGGGGUGCAAUCGGAUGAAAUCUUCGCUGAGGCAACCAGCUAUUGAGAUUCUACCCUGUAGACGAAUCAGUCUAACGUCUACAUAAAUCUGGACAACAAGUAAAGCAGAAAUUAGAAUACUGCAAUAAUAACAACCUUUGUAUGAACGGAUGAGUUGUAAAACAGUGGGGGAGGGGUUAAGGAUGUGAAUGGGGAAACAGCAAUAUUUCAGAAUGAAUGUGGACUAAAAUAUUGAUCAAAUUGACCUAGAAAUUCCAUGUGAUAAUUGGAUUGCUUUUUUUAUUUUAUUAUUUUUUUAUUUAUUUCUAUUUGCUGGGAUGCUAGCUGUUUUCUCUAUUAAUACAGUUAACUUGCAUUCUAGCUUCUCCACUCAGAGGCAGGCAUCGUGUGGUGGGUUGUGUGACUAUGUCUGUCUAUCAAUAGUGAAGACAAAUAUUGCCAGAGACACUAAACCCAUCCAAACUCACCCAGGGUAUAGGUCGGUCUCGUUUUCAGACUUUUUCCUAAGCCUUUUUUUUCUUUCUUUCUUUCUGUUCCUUUUAUUCAUUUUUUUCAGUUUUGAUUAGUGGAUUGAUGAUGAAUGUUGGUAAAAAAUGUUCAUUUAAAUAUGCUGUUUAUUUUAUACCUCACAAUAUAUAUAUAAAAAAAAUUAAAAAAAAUUGGCACGUUUAUUUUAACCAUAUAUUUGUGGCCACUUUGCUUGUAUGUGUAUUAUGUUCGAGGUCAGAUUUGAGAAGUAAAGGGCUGUUGAGUGUUUAUCACCUCUAGUUCUGUAGUGGCCUGUCUAUAUAAUGUACAAUUGGUCACUCCCUAUAGUUUGUAUACCCAGUUACUGAAUUUGUUAAAUAAAAGGCACUGGGUUUGAAAUUUAGUAUUUUUUUAUUUUUUUUUUUUAUAUAAGUGGGCCUCUUCCUGUAAUAACUAAUCCUAAUGUUGUAGCCACAUUCAUUCAGUUAUCCAUUUUGUUCAAAUAGAUGAUUUAUGUAAAAUUAUCUAUAUUAGAAGAUUGUAUUAUUAUCUAUCAUAUAAGGGUGUAAACAUUGUUAUUGUUAGCACUGUGUAUAGUGCCUUACAAGAUUAUGGUUUACAAGCUGCCCUCUAUCCAACAAAAAAGCAUUUGAACAAUUUUUUUAUUUGUGAACAUUGAUUUUUCUAAAAAAGUUUAAGCUUAGUUCACAAAAUAUCAGAUUUAUAUCCACUUCGUGUGGUCCUUCCAACCAUAUAUGUUCUUUGUGUGGUUGGAUAUUAUUAUUGUAUAUUAUUCAAAAAUAAAAAUAAAGGAGCCUAUAAUAUUUCUGCUUUAAAUAAUUUUUGUUUUGCCUAAGAUAAGUAUAUUUUUAAAUAAUUUUUCUGUAUAAACUAGAUUAUUUAAAAAGAACAUGAGUAGGAAUUAGUGAUGAAUAUUAUGGGAUGCCUAUAAUGGUUAAUAAAAAAAAAAAUACCUAAAAUGGCAGAUUGUGCUGAAGGCAAAGUGGCUUCAAAUCUGGUUAAGUAAAGCUAAAAUGACGUAGCAUUAAUAUAGAAGCAUUUUCUUAAUGCAUGACCAAAAAACAACCACAGCACCUAUAAAAUACUAUGAUUUUUCUUUUAAAUGUGAAUGCUUUGGAAAGUCACUGAAUAUUUUUUUUUUCUUAUUUUAUUUUUAUUUAUUUUUUUGUUUCAGCUGCAAAGUAAAGCAAUGUGCACAAACACAGUGUAAAAUGGAACUGAUAAAAUACUUUACUAGAUUCAUUUUUCAUUCAUUUCCUGAAAAAAGUUGAUAAAAGCUGUGAUAUGUGAUUAUCACAAUAGUUAUAGCUAUAGAACUAUUUCAAAGAACAUAUUUUUCCAAAAAUAAUAGUUUUAUAUUUAAAAGGAAAUGACUCUUUACCCUUAGGGAUAAGUGGCCUUUAUGGUUUGAACAUAGGUUAUCACUGUACAUAUUCCAGCUGGCACAUUUUAGUUUGUGUCUGUGAAUCCUAUAAUUAUUUUAAUAAUAAUUUUUUAUAUCUAAAUACUUAGCACACAUCUAUGUGAACUAUAACGUCUUUGCUGUUUGGUUAGUUGUGAUGGAAAAAAAUGGAUGUAAUGGUUUUACAACAUAUUAUAUUGUGGCACAUUUGCCCAAUUGCUUAAUAAUCAUAACAUGCGCAUUUCAAUAUAGUUUGCUCAGUAAAGUUUUGAUGCUUUAAUAAUACCAACAAUACAUUUUAGUUUGUAAUCUUACUACUUCUUUUGAUAAAGUAAUUUAAAGUCAAUGCCCAAUCUUGUAAUUACCCCAUUUACAUACUGUUUAGGGUCCAAAACUGUAUCAGUUCCAUUUUGCGAAAUACAUGAGUUUGUCUUAUACUCUAUUUUUUCUUUAUUAUUUUUAAUAUUUGAAUAAUUAGCAGCUGUUUCUCAUUUAUUUUCUCAUAUUUUUAUUCCAGGAUUUGCCUCUGAAGCAGGGAGUGUCUGCAUUAAAAAUGACCAGUAGUUCUCUGCUUCAUAGAUGCCUCAUCUUCCUCCUCUUCCACCAUGGGCGGUGCUCGCAGUUCCUUUACCACCACUUCCAGCCCUUCUAAUUACUCUACCUCACUCACCGAUACCAAAGCUAUGCAGUCCUCUGCCACGGGGGUAAGUAAGCCAGGGGUAAGUGACCAGCUGUUAGCCAGUAAUACAGGCCGGCAGCAGUCUGUGCCAUUGAGAUGGACAGUCCUAAACAUUUCUCCACCCCCGGAAGACCUGCUGGAUAGCAGUCUGAUGUCCUGCCAAGAUGAAGGGGGUGCACUGGAUUCUGAGCAGAGCUGCAACAUGUGGACAGAAGACUCCGCAUCUAAUUUCAGCAACAUGAGUUCCCAUUCUUACAAUGAUAACACAGAAGUCCCACGUAAGUCACGCAAGCGAAAUACGAAGCAGAGGCCAGGGGCCAAGCGAAGAGAUUCGAACAUGGAUGUUUUUGAUGCAGACAGCGCCAAAGCUCCACAUUAUGUUCUCUCCCAGCUCACCUCGGACAGCAAAGGGAACGGCCAAGCUGGAACUGGAGCCUCAGAGUCUCCAAAGGGAGCGAAGAAGAGUCCAAUACUGUGUGAGCAGUUUCCAUUGAAGAGUGAAGGAAAAGAACUUAAGAUUGUGGUACAGCCAGAGACUCAGCAUCGUGCCAGAUACCUGACAGAGGGAAGCCGGGGUUCUGUGAAAGACCGAACACAACAGGGAUUUCCUACAGUAAAGCUGGAAGGUCAUAAUGAGCCUGUGGUGCUUCAAGUGUUUGUAGGCAAUGAUUCUGGACGAGUGAAGCCACAUGGAUUCUACCAGGCCUGCAGAGUGACUGGGAGGAACACAACUCCCUGCAAGGAAGUGGAUAUAGAGGGCACCACAGUCAUAGAGAUCAUGCUUGACCCAGGCAACAUGAUGACUCUAGCGGUUGAUUGUGUUGGAAUCCUGAAGCUCAGGAACGCUGAUGUUGAAGCCCGAAUUGGAAUUGCCGGUUCCAAGAAGAAGAGCACGCGAGCGAGGCUUGUGUUCCGAGUAAACAUCCCUCGGAAGGAUGGUUCAAUUUUAACCUUACAAACCCCAUCAUCCCCAAUCUUGUGUACUCAGCCUGCAGGGGUGCCAGAGAUUCUCAAGAAAAGUCUGCACAGUUGCUCUGUAAAAGGAGAAGAGGAGGUGUUCUUAAUAGGCAAAAACUUUCUAAAAGGAGCGAAGGUUGUGUUCCAGGAAAACAUUGCAGAUGAUAAUUCUUGGAAAGCUGAAGCUGAAAUAGACAUGGAGUUAUUUCACCAGAAUCAUCUUAUAGUGAAGGUUCCUCCUUACCAUGACCAGCAUAUCACUUCCCCUGUUUCCGUUGUAAUGUUUGUGGUGACAAAUGCAGGUCGAUCUCAUGAAGUUCAGCCUUUCACAUACACUCCAGAACCAUCCAUUCCUGUAAGUGUUCUCAUAAAGAAAGAGAUAUCCAGUCCAUCACAGUCCUGUACUUUUGAAGACUCUAUGAAAGCUACAAACCCGCCUGGUUGUAACAUGGAUCAAGUGAAUUUGGUUCCACCAGCCAGAGGGUCUCCACACAAGUCAAGCAACAUAAUCAAAAAUGAAGAUGUUGCUCCUAUGGAGCUAACUGGAGACCAGAGGAAUUCCCCAUUGUAUAAGACAUCUAAGAUUGUUGUAUCGGCUCAACAGAAUCUGGAGAGUUCACCUGCCACUGGUUCUUUUUCACCUACUGUAUCUCGCCUAUCUCCUGAGAAUGACCAGCAGACUAUCCAGACUCAAGAAGUUACUCAGCCGAGCAGUUUCCAAGCAUCACCUCCCAGCCAGAGCGAGGAUUCCAUCAUACAGCAGACAACAGCAUUUCAGGCCAUGGAGUCACAAAGCAGAGACACUCUUCAGUCAGAUAGGACAAUGGUCACCUUGUCACAAAUGGCAGAAACUACACAACAGGCUCAGCAGCCAGCAUUACAGGAACAGGCUCAGACAUUGCAGCAGCAGAUAUCUACUAGCUUAUUUUCCUCAUCUAGUACCCAGAUGCAAAAUACACUUCACCAGCUUCAGUCCGGGAGUUUUCAGUCGGGGGUAAGCAGCGGCAGUACAGAAGUGGAUCUGGUCCAGCAAGUUCUGGAGGCUCAACAGCAGUUAUCCUGCGUCUUGUUUUCUAGUCAGGGUGGGAAUGAAAAUAAACAGUCUGCUUUGGGGCAAGUCCAAGAACAGCUCAACUCUGGGAUAUUUCAACCUGUUGGUUCAAUACAGAGUUCUCCCAGCCAAAGCAUCUAUUCACCAUCCGAAUCUGUGCAUAGCAGAUCAGAUAAUGUUCUCUCUGGGAGAUCUGAAAGUCUUCUUCAGCAAGCUGAGAACUCCAUGACAAGUCAACAGCAAGCUAUGGAAACAAAUGCAUCCCUGGUCAUGGAAAUGCAGCAAAGUAUUCACCAGGCUCCAGGACCAAUGCAAUCUGACAUAUUCCAAACCCAGAGUCCUGGAAGCAUCCAGUCACCUGUGUACCAACAAGGUUCUCACUUAAUAAGCAGCCUCACUGCAAAUGAAGAGAUGCAAAUGCAGUGUGAUAUGUUCUCCUCUCCGGGAGUCACUGGGAGUGAUGGCAGCACAGGUCAACAGCAAGUAUCUGCCUCAGCCUCAAAUCUCUUCCCAUCUUCUACUACCACAGAUAAUGAUAAUGCACAGAGCCAGACAGAGCAGAUGCAGAGCAGUGUUUUUCAAUCCCUUGUCCAGAUGCAGCACAGUGGGGAUGGACAAGCCCAAGUCAACCUCUUCUCAUCUGCAGACAACAUGCUUGGAGUUCAAACAGGUGGUCAGCAGCAAGGGACUGGACUAUACCAACAAGCUGGUGACAUGAUGGCACUCCAGCAAGGUAAUUUUCUACAACAGUCUUCACAUUCACAUGCCCCACUAUUCCAUUCCCAGAAUACAAUAGCAGAUAACCAAGAAACACAAGGAAGUCUCUUUCACCCUUCAGGCUCCAUUGGGCAGCGUCAGGGCUCCUCUUCUUCUCAAGACCAGAUGCAGUCUUCACUUUUCCAUUCACAAGGAUCAAUUGCAUCUCCUCCAGAGCAGUCUGCCACAAACAUGUAUGCUCUGAGCUCUCUACAGAGCAGCCAAGUGCCUCAAGAGAAGCCACUUUCAUUUUUCUCGAGCCAGAACUCCCUCCCACAGCUCCAGGGAGCCACAAGCCCAGAGCAGCAAGCAGCAUUCCAGCAACAAGCCCAAUUGUCUCAUAUUCAGAAUUCAAUGAUCGCCCAGGAGCAGCAACAGCAGUCACAGCAGAACCUGUUCCAGGCUCAGAACCAACAGACCUCUAUUUUCCAGGCAACUCACUCCAUGGUCGGUAUGCAAGGCAGUCCUUCACCUCAUGAGCAGACUCAGACAAUCCUCUUUAAUGCACAAAGUUCUAUGGCUAAUAUGGCUGCACAAGAACAGCAGCAAAAUAUGAUGUUCAAUCAGAGCCAAGAACAAAUGGCUACCCAAGAGCAACAAAACCAAGCCUUAUUUCAUGCACAAAACAUGGAGUUCCAGGCUCAAAGCCCAAUUAACUCUCAGCAUGACCAGCAACAGUCUCCGAUGUUUCAUAACUCCCCGCAGCUCCAGCUUGUUCAAGCCUCACCCACAUCUCCAGAGCAACAGGUGGCAUUAUAUAUGUCGCCAGCCUCAAUGUCAGCCUUGCAGAACAGUAUGGGCCAACAGGAGCUUCAGCAGACUAGCCUGUACUCUCAGUCCAUCCAAGGGACCACUCCCCCUCCUCAGCAACAGGCCACCAUGUUCCACAGCUCAGCAGGGGGAGCCAUGAGUCAGUUACAAGGUGCAUCAGCGUCAUCACCGCAGACCACUGGGAUGUUCCUAUUUGGUAUCCAGAACAGCUGCAGUCAGAUGAUGUCUCCAGGAGCCGGACCAUUGCCUGAUCAGAUAAUGGCGUUAGCUCAGCCAGGCCAAUCCCAAGGUGAGGGGCAGUCAGUGAGCACACUCCUGUCCCAACAGAUGAAUGAGAACUCCUCAAUGACAACAGAUCAGAAUAUGGAGAAAAUCAGCGAUUUACUGGUGUCUCUCCACAAUCAGGGGAACAAUAUGUCCAGUUCUUUUUAAGAGGUGCAACGGGAGCAGUGUCAAUGGGAUUAUAAUGAAACUGGAUUCUUCUGUUCAUCGGUCACGGUCCAAGUAGAAACAGUUUUUAGUGUUGUGUUUCCCAACUCGUAUUUGUCUUUCUUCAGUAUUUAGCUACCAAGACUAAAAAGCUAAUAUGAUGUCAUACUCCAGAAAGCUAGAACCCCUGAGCCCCCAAAGGGGACACUCAGCCGUUGGUGCUUUCUCCAGUGGUUGUAAUGUUUACCUCUUAUUUCAUCUUUUGUUUAUGUAGGUGUGUAUGUAUGUAUAUAUAAAUAUGUACAUAAUAUAUAUAUAUAUAUAUAUUUUUCUUCCUAUAUUUUUCCCUGAAGGAAUCCAUUUAAUCUCCCUCCCAAGAAGCUGUGAUAGCGUACGCUUAAUGCAUAUACCUGUGUUAUUACAGAGUGGUCUGUGUUAGCAAGUGAGGCAGUUUAGAAACUGUUCUUUGCAAAACAGGCCUGGAUCUAGAAUGUGGGCCUGGUGCUUCUUUUUCUUUCUUUAUCAACAUUGCCCCCGAUGGCAGCUAGAUGUGGCUUUCCAUUCUAGUGUUCGGUGGGAGGGGUGAAGAUUGGGACAUGUUAGGCAAGUAAUGCUGCACUUAAACGUGUUUCUGCUGCCGUCUAGUUAGGUGGCAGAUGCAGCAACUUUCACUUUAUUGAGCCAUGUAGAUAUAUUUUAGUAUCUUAUCUGUUUCUAGUUGCAAAUUUUUCUUCUGUGUUCUUUGUAUGUGUGUUCUGUAAUUUCUCCUCCAUGGAGACGUUGCAUCCAGGAUUGGACACUUAUUGGCAGAGCAGACUUUUGUGAGCAUCGUGGAAUACUGUAGCGGAAUUGCUGAAAAGUGCCCAAUCCUUGAUUUUAACUGUUUCAAUAGUGCAAGUUUAUUACCGAUAUGAAGGGAAUUUUUUCAGAGCGAGGCCCAUUGCCGGCCAUUUAAUUUUUUUGAAUACAGUUUUAAAUCGUUCGAGUUUUUUGACUGUUUUUUAUCUAACGUGUGUUUUAAUUUUUUGGGUUACUUUUUGUUUAUUGAAAGCUCUAUUUUAUAUUUAGGAAACUGGUAUUUGCUACAUGUACUGAAAAAAGUGCGUUAGCAGCAGUAUAUAUAAGUAUAUAAAAUGAAAAGGUUUAUAUAUAUAAAUACAUUACAUAAGAUAUUCUUUUUGCACACAUUUGUGGCAGAUUUUGUCCAUCUUUGUCUCUGUAGCUCAUUUGAGAAGGGGAUGGGAAGAACUGGAAAUGCUUCUUUAUUUAAAAUAUGGCCUGGAGUAUAUGAGAAGGUAUGUAGGUCUGAAGAGACAGGUUCUUUUGCUGUUUUUUUUGUUGUUGGGAUUUUAUAAAUUCCUCUAAUCUACAACUUGAUAUGCCACGAGAAGGAGCCAGCAGUGCGAAUCUUUAUUCAUUACCUUUGCAACUUUUUUUUUUUGUACGUUGCAGUCUUCUAAUGACCCUAUACUAUGAGAUUAGAAUGGUUGUAGAUGCUGAAGCUUCAGCACAAAUGUUCCUUUAGGGUACGUUCAUGUGUGCAUAUAUUUGCUGCAGAGUUUGCUGCCCAUUGGGUAGAAAAGUCUGCUCCAGCAAAUCUACAGCAGAAAACAUGCCCUUGUGAACGUACCCUUAGGAUGUCAUUCACACCAGUGUAUUGAAAUAUGGAAAGACAUACAGACUCAUAUUACCUGUAUUUCCUUCUGCUUGCUCUGCACAUACAGAUCAUACAUAGAAGUGAGUUAGCAAUUAGGUAAAUAGAAUAUAAUGAUAUAAAACUCAUGACCACAUGAAAUAGUUCUAUUGUAAAACAAAAUAUGAAACUGAAGUCAGUCAUUGCAGCUAAUACACUGAUGUGAAUGAGGCCCUAGACUACUAGUUUCAUAGUGCAAUGUUCAAGGCCACAAAAAAAAGCAGAUGGGGUUUUACCAUGUUCUAUUAUUUUGGAGCUUAAGGUUCCAGUAAAAGAUAGAAAACAGUAGAAAGAGAGUCUGUAGCUUCCAGGACCAGCCUUGAGUGUGCCUAUUUUUUGCAUACCCACAUGAACAAAGUUGCUCAAUCAGGUAGGAUUACUUUUCCACUACUAAUAAAACCACCUUCACCCAAGUGGCUUAAAGUUACUUGGUCUCAUUACAAUGAAAGGCAAACUGUGUCCAGAUCAGUUACCAGUCCGGUCAUGCCAGUCACUGACCACCGUUAUAUGCUAAGGAUCUUCUAUAAUUUGUGCCCAUUACCUACAUACAUUUUGUUGGCUGGACUUGUAUUAUUGCAGCUCAGUUUUCUUAGGAUUCAUUUUAAUUGUUCCUUAAAUUAACCAGCUUUAGAUGGCAAAAGGAUCAAUUUAGGGACAUUUCCCUAAAAAAUCUGGAACGACAAUAUAAAAUCAUAUUUAUAUAAUAUGAUGGAUCAUGAAAUUACUAGUAUUAGCCUGCAGUUGUGUUCAUGAUAACAGGGGUGUAUAGACACAUACACCAAAUUAUGUAUGGCAGGAGAAAGGAGCUUAUUGUGUCCUAUUAUGUAACACCCUGCCCCCACCUUCAGUUCUGCUUACUGUACACAGUACAGUUACUAAAAUAGAAAAACGACCAGCACCAAGAAGGCAGAUACAAUUCUUCUUUA